AUUUCUAGCAUCAUGGAUACAAGGCUAAGUUAGGUUUGGUUUUAUGAUUCACGAGAUUAGUUUACAGUUACAAACGCAUAAAAUGGAGUACGUUCAAACUUCCGAGGAGGAAGAAACGAAAGGAAUGAUCCUUUGCUGCGAGUGCGGGGUUCUUAUUGAGCCGAAUCCUGCCAACAUGUGUGUAGGAUGCCUGCGUAGUCAUGUGGACAUUACCGAGGGCAUUCCCAAACAAGCGACCAUACAUUUUUGCAAGGGUUGCGAGAGGUACCUUCAGCCACCUUCCGAUUGGAUUCACGCCGCACUGGAAUCCAGAGAACUCUUGUCGUUGUGUUUGAAAAAGUUAAAGGGCUUGAACCGUGUGAAACUGAUUGACGCCAAUUUUAUAUGGACAGAGCCACAUUCAAAAAGAUUGAAAGUAAAGCUAACUGUUCAUGCAGAAGUAAUCGGAGGAACAGUCCUGCAGCAAGUAUUCGUGGUCGAAUACCUCGUGAAUAAUCAGAUGUGCGAAGAUUGUCACCGUACGGAGGCUAAGGAUUACUGGCGUGCAUGCGUGCAAGUCCGGCAGAGAGCAACAAACAAGAAAACCUUUUACUACUUAGAACAAUUGAUAUUGAAAAAUAAGGCACAUGACCAUACACUGGGCAUAAAGCCUAUUCAUGACGGUCUGGACUUCUACUUUGCGAACGAAGUGGCGGCCAGAAAAAUGGUUGAUUUUCUAACGACGGUAAUGCCAUGCCAGUAUCAACAUUCGAAGAAAUUAGUUUCACACGAUUGUCAUAGUAAUAUAUACAAUUACAAGUUUACAUUCUGUGUUGAAAUCGUUCCCCUCUCCAAGGACAGCGUAGUCUGCCUACCACGGAAGUUGGGUCUGCACUUGGGUGGCAUCAGUCCUAUUUGUUUGGUAUACCGAAUUACAAAUUCUGUACAUCUUAUAGACUUUGUAUCGGGGCAAAUUGCUGAAGUUAGUGCGACUGUCUACUGGAGAAAUAAUUUCAAUAGUAUAUGCGAUCCGAAACAAUUAACAGAAUACAUCGUGAUGGAUAUUGAACCGAUGAAAUGUAAUCAGAGAAAAGUUUUUCCGGGACAAGGGAUAAUCUCUAAUAAACACAUCAUAGCGGACGCAUGGGUAGUGAAAGCAUCUGAGUUGGGGAUAAACGAUAAUCCAAUUCACACGCGUACACAUUUAGGCCAUAUACUUAAACCAGGUGAUUCGGUACUUGGUUACGCUCUGAAGGACAGUAAUAUUAACGAUAGCAAUUUUGAGAAACUGAGUGAAGAUUUAAUACCAGAUGUCAUUCUGGUAAAGAAGUUUUACGGCCAUAACAAGGCGGCUCGUCGCAAGGCGCGAGUAUGGAAGCUGAAACAUAUUACUGACGAAGUGGCUAGUAUAAGUACAGAAAAUAACGAGUACAAUGAAUUCCUGGAUGAGUUGGAGGAAGACCCAGAAUUGAGGCAGAACAUCAAUAUAUAUCGAGACAUUCGGAAGCACAUCCCCGUUGAUACUAACGAGAUAGACGCGAGCAUUCCGCAGAUCACACUCGAGGAAAUGAUGGACGAUCUUAUGAUCGAAGAUUGAAAUGUCUGAAAUUUGCGAAGACUGAAAAACAACGUCGCAAAAUUGUUAACGCAAUGACGUCAAUUAUGAAUUAUCUCGGAAACUCGACGUUGCUUGUGAAAUUUGGCUUGCGAUGUCAUUUUCAGUAAUCCAAAUAUCUACGAGAAACAUCUUAUCUGAUUCAAAAUAAAAUUUUUGUGAAUUAAUGUAAUCUUCUUGCAAGAUAUCUGAGAUAUGUACUCACACUCUUCUAAUGCAACCGCAUUUAAAGAUCUAAAUGCAGCACGCGUAUAAAUAUGACACAUAUAAAUCGAUCGCUAUGAAAUCGAAAUAUUUUUAUGUCUAAGAUAAUCGUUCAAUUUAUUGUCCUAAUACAUAUAUUUUAUGUAUUAUAUCCUAAUAAAUAUAUUUUAUGUAUUAAUAAAAAUCCAGAA
Molecule: messenger RNA, 1989 nt
Organism: Wasmannia auropunctata (little fire ant)
Lineage: Eukaryota; Metazoa; Arthropoda; Insecta; Hymenoptera; Formicidae
Gene: Nmd3
Product: 60S ribosomal export protein NMD3
Exons: 13
Coding region: 44-1576 (510 amino acids)
Biological process (GO): ribosomal large subunit export from nucleus
Cellular component (GO): cytoplasm; nucleus
Molecular function (GO): ribosomal large subunit binding
Source: RefSeq, a predicted model, not a curated record